AUGGAUCUGCAGCAGUGGAUCCUCACUCUACUUCCUUCAUGGUUCAAAAUACCGUCGCGCCCAAUGAUUCGACAUGUCAUAUAUGGCAUUUUUCUAGGCUUUUCUCUCUCCUUGGUAUCAACUUCCAUUGCCUUGUUUUUUCAGAGACGAAAACAAGAGCGCAUUGCCGCACAGUUUGAACCCCGUCCCAUCGAGUUGAGAAGUGAUGAGGUGCUCAAGGGAGUCACAGGUUUAAUUGGAAAUACACCGUUGGUUAGAAUCAACUCGCUGAGCAACGCGUUGGGCAUCGAGAUAUUAGCAAAGGCAGAAUUCCUCAAUCCUGGCGGAAGUGUCAAGGAUCGUGUCGCCCUAAGAAUGAUUGACGAUGCAGAGCGGGAAGGAUUGAUACAUCCACAUACUGGCUCAAGGAUAUUUGAAGGAACAGUUGGAUCUACUGGAAUAUCUAUUGCUACCAUUGCUCGUGCUAGAGGAUAUGAUGCUACUAUCAUAAUGCCUGAUGAUGUUGCCCAAGAAAAAGUACAAGCUUUGCUUUCACUUGGUGCAGAGGUACAAAGAGUACGUCCGGCGAGUAUCGUCGAUAAAAAACAGGUAGGUAUUUAUAACAUUGCCCGUCAACGGGCUCUGGAAUUUGGAAAGGAAGAACCCUGCUCUCGCCCACAUUUGGUAUCGUCUUCUUCAUCCACUGUCGUGGUCUUGACAGGUGACGACGAUGAUACCGACCCACUCAAACACGAACAAUUUGUUCUGAAGCCACGAGGUUAUUUUGCCGACCAAUUUGAAAACCUAAGCAAUUUCAAUGCGCACUUUGAGGGCACGGGUCCAGAAAUAUGGAGACAAACUAAUGGCCGCCUGAAUGCGUUUGUGAGUGGCGCAGGUACCAUUGCUGGUAUAGGUCGAUAUGUCAAGUCCAUGAACGAAGAUGUCGUCGUGGCUCUGACAGACCCAGAAGGCAGUGGCUUGUAUAACAAGGUCAAGCACGAUGUCAUGUUUGACUCGAGAGAAAGUGAAGGAACAAAAAGACGGCAUCAAGUGGACACUGUCGUCGAAGGAAUUGGUAUCAAUCGGUUGACAAAAAACAUCGAACUAGCACUGCCUAUCAUCGAUGAUGCUUUCCGAAUAACGGAUGCUGAAGCCGUCAGCAUGUCUCGGUAUCUCGUCCAAAACGAUGGUCUCUUCCUCGGUUCUAGUAGUGCUUGCAAUCUUGUUGCAUGCAUCAAACUUGCAAAGAAGAUGGGGUGGAAAGAAGGCCAAACAAUUGUUACAGUCUUAUGUGAUUCGGGUAAUCGUCAUUACUCAAAGGUGAGUUUGGCGAAUGAUGAAUACCUUGCCAAAGCUGGCAUAUCGGCUGAUAUGAGCAUCGUGGAGGGCCUGCUUCUGCAGCCGCCUGCAUAG
Guyanagaster necrorhizus is the source of this 1392-nucleotide messenger RNA. RefSeq names its product PALP-domain-containing protein. Lineage: Eukaryota; Fungi; Basidiomycota; Agaricomycetes; Agaricales; Physalacriaceae. Bases 1 to 1392 code for a protein of 463 amino acids. The transcript is spliced from 14 exons. The record is from RefSeq and is a predicted model, not a curated record.